Messenger RNA from Schistosoma mattheei, 2144 nucleotides. The record is from the annotation of a GenBank genome assembly. NCBI's taxonomy places the organism in Eukaryota, Metazoa, Platyhelminthes, Trematoda, Strigeidida, Schistosomatidae.
GAAUUUUGAAAUUACCUAACCUUGGGGGACGCAAAUUGUAUAUAGUUAGGCGUUACAGUGAGGAGAUAUCGUAAAUUUGGUUUAAAAUUGCUCUUAGUCUGCAAUUAACUCUAGGUAUAAAGUGCUUUAGUAACUAAAGGUUGAUUAAGUUGCGAUGUUUAGCAGGUUUUGGCAUUACAUCCCCAAAAUUUUGUUGAUUUCCCCAAGCUUUGGGGAAAACCCCAAAAUAGGGAGAUUAGGUAAAUUCCGAGGACUCAAGAUAGUACGUCAUUCUACUUGACUAAUAUUUAUAUUUUGCAUCUUAUGUGGUGGGACUAUGAGUUUUGAAGGGACUAAUGAGGUUAAAGUUAAAACUACUUGAUUAUUCGCACGAACUUCAAUCCAUCUGAAUAGAUAGCAUUUUGGCAUUAUAGCUGAUGUCGGUUGGUGAUAGAAAACAUGACUUGAGUCGUUGGCUUUAAACACAAACACCUAGUCGUAGUUCCUCACAUUCAUUUUUAAACUUUUCCUGGUCCUAGUAAUUGGUUGAAGUCUUUCUAGUCCACCUUAAUUUCACUUUAAGGUCUUCCAUAAAUUAUAGUCUCACCACUUCUUUUAUUCCAUUCACAAGGACUUGGAUUGUUAUCACUAAUUUCAAGAUAUCCUAGUAUGAGCUUGCAAAUGUUAUGAUAUUUGCAGUGCAUUAUGAUGCUCUGUCGCUCUUGGAUAUGGGUCUUUUGUCGGUGAAAGCUUCGAUUAGACGAAAUGUCUUUUGUGACCACUUUCUCUGUAUUCCAUUUUUAUGUUAAUAUUUCAAGAUAGAUCUAGACGACUUUCCUAAAAUUCAUAUCGAUUGGCAUAUCCUGGAGUCCACUUAAAGUCCCCGUUCACCCCUAGUUUUAAUGCUUGUUGAUAAUGUAGUAGGUUUAAAAUCAGGGCAAGCAAAUAGAAAUUUCUCAUGAGCUCAUAUAGUCAUUGAAUAGCUUCGUGAAUCGUGCUGUCGUGCUCGGGCCUUUCUAGUUGAAGCUCAUGUGAUAUUCAGGAUCCACGGUUGAAGGCGUUAUGUGAUAUACCGCAAGAUCAGUCGCAACGGUGCUUUAGCAUUCCUUAUGAUAUGGAUCAUGAGUCAAGUUUGAUUAGUCAUUUGUUAUUCUUUGAUUUAAUUUCAUCCCUUAGUGCUGUAUCUCCUAAUUUUUGAUACUCGUCCAAGGAGGUUCAGUUCUUUUACUCAUUUUAUCAGCUUCCUUUAUAACUGGUCUGACGUGGUGUGUGGCAACUUAAACCUAUACACAUCCGUGGUCAGGCGUACGUUUAUGCUAAGAAACAGACUAAAUGAAAUUUCUCGAUCAAUAAAAACAACUUACACCGCAUUCAACAUUAUUAUUCAGAACACACAUCAUCUAUUAGCAGAUGGAAUUUUAUUUCAUUCGUUUUUAAAUCAUACUUUAUUUGUUCUGGGUAAACAUUCUAAUGCGUUCAACAACACGUUCAUUCAUUAGGAUUUUUCAUGGUGGCACAGGAUUUAUGACGUGUUGAAAAUUCUGGCGUGUCCAGCGCCAUUUUAUCAAUAGUAUCCGAAAGUGAAUGUUUCAUUAUUACAUUGAUCAACCUCAUCUAUUCAAAUUAUGGCAUAUUCAAGUCGUGAUGAUAAUUUAAUAGUACCAAAUUACGCAUUAGAUACAAGUCUAGCCACAAACAAAUUACGUAUCACUAUACAAAUUCAUGGCUUAAAAUCGUCAACUAUAUUAGAAUUUCAUAAAAAACUUAUUCCCAAACUUUACAAAAAAGCAUCAAAUGGUGAAAUAGUAUUUCAUCUAAGUAAUGAUGGUUUUCUGUUUGAAUUUCAUGGGCUUGAUACUUUAAAAGACUGUAAUUAUCGACUUCAUGUUAACAAAUUACCGGGCACACUAGAUAAUAAACGGUCACAAUUGAUUAUACGUGAAGAUGCUGUGGAAAUUAUUCUCAUAAAAAUUGACAAUAGUUCAUGGUCAUCUGUUAUAAGUGAGGGUUUACAUAUUAUUGAGAAUGAGAAGAAGUAAUCUUUUUAUGUGAUAAUAAGUUCUUUUUUUCGAAGACAUUCCAGCUUAUAAUAAAUACUGCUUUUCAAUUUGCCUACUUUUCCUACCAGGUUUUAGGUAAAUGUAAAUAAUUUAUUUGAUUUCCGG